Molecule: messenger RNA, 765 nt
Organism: Sporothrix brasiliensis 5110
Lineage: Eukaryota; Fungi; Ascomycota; Sordariomycetes; Ophiostomatales; Ophiostomataceae
Product: 20S proteasome subunit alpha 1
Exons: 3
Coding region: 1-765 (254 amino acids)
Biological process (GO): ubiquitin-dependent protein catabolic process
Cellular component (GO): proteasome core complex, alpha-subunit complex; cytosol; proteasome core complex
Source: RefSeq, a predicted model, not a curated record
AUGUCUGGCAGCGCGGGCUUCGAUCGGCACAUUACCAUCUUCUCCGAGCAGGGGCGACUCUACCAAGUCGAAUAUGCAUUCAAGGCCAUCACGGCCGCCAACAUCAUGGCGGUGGGCGUGCGCGGCAAGGACUGCGCAGUAAUUCUGUCGCAGAAGAAGGUCCCGGACAAGCUCAUCGAUCCGGCGUCCGUGUCCCACAUCUUCCAGAUCUCGCCGUCCGUCGGCUGCGUCAUGACGGGCUCCAUAGCCGACGCCCGCGCGUUUGCGCAGCGUGCGCAGGGCGAGGCGGCCGAGUACCGGUACAAGUACGGCUACGAGAUGCCCUGCGACGUGCUGGCCAAGCGCCUGGCCAACAUCAGCCAGGUGUACACGCAGCGUGCGUACAUGCGGCCGUACGGGGUGGCGGCGACGCUGAUCUCGCUCGACGCGGAGGUGGGGCCGCAGCUGUUCAAGUGCGACCCGGCAGGCUACUACACGGGCUACAAGGGCACGGCGGCAGGGCCCAAGCAGCAGGAGGCGCUGAACCACCUGGAGAAGAAGCUCAAGAACAAGGACCACGCCGAGGGCACAUGGGAGGACGUCGUGGAGCUGGCCAUCACGACGCUGAGCACGGUCCUGAGCAUGGACUUUAAGAAGACGGAGAUUGAGAUUGGCAUCGUGGGCGGCCCGCAUGCCAACGGCGCCGAGGGCACGUACCCGGGCUUCCGGACGCUGACGGAGGAGGAGAUUGACGAGCGGUUACAGGCGAUUGCAGAGAAGGACUAA